Microcebus murinus (gray mouse lemur) is the source of this 530-nucleotide messenger RNA. Lineage: Eukaryota; Metazoa; Chordata; Mammalia; Primates; Cheirogaleidae. The record is from RefSeq and is a predicted model, not a curated record.
GAAGUCGAGGAGAUGACACGCAGGGCUGCCGCCCAAAACAGCGGCGUCACAGAAGCCUCCGCGGCCGCCAAGAGAGGGGUACUGGACCCUCGUUCCUCUGAAGAGGAUGAGCCAUCUUCCCAAACUGUUUUCAGCCAAACAGUUUCAGAAAACAGGAGAACACAAGAGGUUCCAGUGAUGAGAGAAAAUCUUAUCAUCAGCCUAUAUAGACCCCCUCUAAGAAGCUCAAGAUGCGAUUGGGCAUACAAAACAAAUGGACCUACUAACAUGGGUGAAUUCGAAACCACUUCUGUCAGACAGAAGGUCAAUUUCUCUGAAGAAGGAGAAACUGAAGAGGACGAUCAAGAAAGCUCUGACGGUGAGGUCACCACUGCUUGUUCAGAGCUGGGGAUUCUGCUGAGUCUGGGGACCAGAUCACCCGGUCAAUGUGAUGACGGUCAUCACCAAGUCCAGACUUCACAGCUCAUGAUAAGCAACCUUUAGUGCUGAGCUCAGGAGAUAAAAAAAAAAAAAAAAAAUUCAGGAAUGGA